This is a messenger RNA of Zingiber officinale, 4226 nucleotides long. Its product is annotated as GTP-binding protein OBGC, chloroplastic-like. Gene Ontology annotation, molecular function: GTPase activity; GTP binding; magnesium ion binding. The coding region runs from base 35 to 2224 and encodes 729 amino acids. Gene Ontology annotation, cellular component: mitochondrion. NCBI's taxonomy places the organism in Eukaryota, Viridiplantae, Streptophyta, Magnoliopsida, Zingiberales, Zingiberaceae. The transcript has 7 exons. The record is from RefSeq and is a predicted model, not a curated record.
CAACCUCUCGUGCCUUGUGGCUAUAAAACGAUCAAUGGCGUCCGCCGCCUUCGCUCUCUCUUCCCUCCGUCUUCGACCUAUCUCCGCUGCCGGAGCUCGACCAAACGACAGAAACUCUAGGAGAACUUCUCGGCACAACCCUAACCUCAAGUACCGCAAGCCCCCCGACACGCCUCCCUCCUACCUCUCCGCUGGCGGCGCUGGGGAAGCUACCACUUACACUCGGCUCCCUCCCAAGGACGAUUUCUCCGGGGAUACUUCCGUCUCUGGGAUCUCCUCGAUUGGGGAGAUCAGGUUGCGAGAGUCGCCGGUUCCAGCCUUGGACUCCGGUAAGAAGCAGCAUUCCGAUCGCAAUCGCCGUGGAAGGCAAGAGAAGAAGGACAGAGGUUCCAACUUUGUGGAAGACAUCGACGAAGACGAAGAAGAAGAAGAAGAAGAAGAAGAAGAAGAAGAAGAAGAAGGGCAAGAGCUUGAGGAGUUUGGGGGGUUCGAUUUCAAUCCCAAUUCCGUCUUCGAUCCAUCCCUCGGUCCGCCCCAAUUAAUUUCGAGAGAGACGAAGGGUCAACGGGAAAAGAAUCGUGCGCAGAAUUCGACCUCCAAUUCAAGCAGGAACGUCUAUGGUGUGGGUGUUACGGAAGAGACUGACGAUGAAGAUUUUUUGGAUUUUGAGUCGCCGGAUGAUGAAGUGAUUUUGGCAUAUGAAUCCAGUCCUCCCGAAAUUGAGGCAUCGGGGUUGGAGUUGGACUCGCAAGCCGAUGGAGAAAUGCAGGAUUUUUUUGACGGGGAGGAAGAGUUUGGAGAGGAGGAAGUGAAGGAGAAGGGGAUUCCUGCGAUUAUGAGGUGCUUUGAUCGGGCAAAAAUAUAUGUUAAGGCCGGGGAUGGAGGGAAUGGAGUUGUGGCAUUCCGGCGUGAGAAAUUCGUCCCUCUUGGUGGUCCAUCUGGAGGAGAUGGAGGGAAGGGAGGAAACGUGUAUGUGGAGGUUGAUGGCGCAAUGAAUUCCUUGUUGCCAUUUCGUAAAAAUGUGCACUUUAGGGCUGGGAGAGGUGGGCAUGGGAAGGGAAGCAAGCAGGUUGGAGCAAAGGGGGAGGAUGUCGUUGUGAAGGUGGCACCUGGAACAGUGAUCAGAGAGGCCUUCAAAGGCGGCAUGCAAGGUGAGGUUUUGCUCGAGCUAAUGCUUCCUGGGCAGCGGGCACUUCUGUUGCCUGGGGGGAGGGGUGGGAGAGGUAAUGCAUCAUUCAAAUCAGGAACUAAUAAAGUACCCAAGAUUGCUGAAAAUGGAGAAGAGGGUGCUGAAAUGUGGUUGGAUCUGGAACUAAAGCUGGUAGCUGAUGUUGGAAUUGUGGGUGCUCCAAAUGCUGGAAAAAGCACACUUUUAAGUGCUAUAAGUGCUGCUCAGCCAACCAUUGCUAAUUAUCCCUUCACAACUUUGCUUCCAAAUUUGGGAGUGGUUUCAUUAGAUUUUGAUGCCACCAUGAUUGUUGCUGAUCUACCUGGUUUGCUUGAAGGUGCUCACAGGGGCUUUGGCUUAGGCCAUGAAUUCCUAAGACACACUGAAAGGUGUUCUGUCCUGGUGCAUGUUGUUGAUGGUUCAGGGCAGCAGCCUGUGUAUGAAUUUGAGGCAGUUAGAUUGGAACUGGAAUUAUUUAGCCCAGAACUUGCCGAUAAGCCAUACAUUGUCGUGUAUAAUAAAAUGGAUCUUCCAGAAGCAUAUGAGAGAUGGGGCACAUUCAAAGAACACCUACAAGCUCAUGGUAUCCUACCUUUAUCUAUGAGUGCAAUGAAUAGGCAAGGGACACAAGAUGUUAUCAAUGAUGCCUAUGGUCUUCUACAAAAAGAAAGGAAACGAAAGGAGGAACUUGAAGAUUGGACUGGUCCAUUUAAUCUAAAUCAUGUUGCGGAUACAAUACAAAAGGAAAGAAGCUCUUCCAUGAACGACUUCCAAAUUGUUCAUGAUAGCAGCUCCAAUAUAUGGCAUGUUGAAGGAGCUGGAUUAAGACGUUUUGUUCAAAUGACAAAUUGGCAAUAUUCUGAAUCUUUGAGAAGAUUCCGGCACGUUUUGGAGGCAUGUGGUGUUUACAAAUCUUUACUCAAACAAGGUGUCAAAGAAGGCGACACAGUUAUUGUGUCCGAGAUGGAGAUGGUAUGGCAUAAUGAGGCCGAGAAGAAUAAUCUGCCAGGCACGAGAAAACAUGCAACUGGUUCUGUAAAAUGGCCGCUUUGUUAGUGGAGUAUGCAAUAUGGCUUUCUAUAAAUUCAGUUUGGUUUCUAAGAAAUGCUUGAUUGGUUACACAUACUUUAUAAUUGGACUUCUUCGAUGGAAUCAAAAUCUAAGAAACCCAAAUUUGUUGUUUAUUUUAUGUUUCCUCAUGACUUAUCUUUGUAGAAUCCAUACAGUUUGUACUAAGUAUUCUAGAUAAAUAAUAUCUCCCAAUUUCAUUAUCAGUUUGCAUUUCACUCAAUUUGAGAGAUGUAAUCUGGUCAUGUUCUAGAUAUUAUUCUUCGGUAAUUGCCUGAAUAUGUCUCCUAUAGUUCCCAAAUGCCCAGUUAAGAGUUUGCAAAUGCUAUGACAGUAUUUUAAGACAAAUUUAUCUGUCAGUAGAAAUUCUUCCACCCCAGCCCUAAACCCUAAAACCCUAAAUCACGGCCGAAGUGCAAUUUGCCACCUCAGCCCUUGUAAGUAAGAUGACAUUGUGAAAGCUGAGAAAACAUAAAUGACAAACUAGAGCUUGUAUUAGCACUCUGAGGCGGAAUUGCCAGUGUAGAAUGGUCUUGAUUAUCACUAAUGGAGAUUGUACAUAGUAUAUAACUAGGAAGUGGAGCUGUGACUGAAUUACAAUGAUUGUCUUGGCUUGCCAAGAUUUUUGAUGGGGUCGGCUCCGAGUGGUUAUUGACUCUACUCUCAAGGGAGGACAUGCACUAUGCGUGCCUGAUUCAAUUCAAAUCUUGAGAAUCUUACUUGAAGUGUGAUCAAGUCCCAAGAGAUGAUGAUUAAUUAUGGAGAAAUUUACGACAAAGAUUAAUUCAUGAUUAAAGUGUAAACUAGAAAUGUUUUGCAAGCAAGAGGAAGAAUAAAAUAAUGUAAACUAGAUCUUUUUAGUGAUUACAACCCGGUUGUCUAUUUUACUUUAUAAUUAGUUUACUAAAUCCUCUUUGCCAAAUUUAGGAUAUAAUACAAGAUAUGCUCCUUCUUCGAAGGGCCACAUUUCUAGUAUGAAAGAAGGAUUGGAUAUUCUAACCUUGGCUUUAGUCUAAGAGGGUGUUUGGUUGGUGAGUUUGGGAAUGAGAAAAUGGAAUGAUAGUAAAAAAUAGUGUUUGGAUUGUCGGUUUGGGAAUGAUAAUUUGGGUAUACUUUCCAGACUUAUGGAAUCAACCAAACCCAUAUAAGUGUGUGUUUCCUAUUAAGGAAAAAAAUAAAAAUAAAAGUGCAAGAAAGAUUUCUCCAGCAACACUUUUCCUUUGAUUUCUUUGGAGGAAAUAAGAGAAGGAAGAAAAAAAUUAGAGAAAUCUUUCUUCAGUUUUUUUUCCUAUUUUGUUUCUAUCUAAUUUGGGUGUAAACACUAAUUUUCACAUGCAAUAGAGCUCAAAUUCAAUAUUAAACUAGUUAAAAUUAUUUUAUCUUUGCAAAUCUAUUUUUGAUUAAUAUUUUUAAUAAAUAAAGUUUAAAAUUUUAAGUUAUUUUUUGAAAAAAAAUCCUAGCUAUUUCCUUCCUUUAUAAGAAACAGAGCCUAAGAGAUCUUUAUACUCUUAGCAAAGGAAUACUUAAGAAAAAAGGGAAAAAAUGAGUCUGCUGCUUUUCAUGCUUAAAAAAGGAUGCAGCCCUGCCCUCACUAAUGCCUUCACUUGUAUUUCACCAAGACUCUUACAACGUAUGGUGUGAGAACUCUUACCUGUUUAACACUACACCCAAAUUCUCAUGGAGAUAUAGCGGUCUUUGCUGAUAUGUUACAGUCGGAUCUUAUAACGCGAACUCUUGUAUAUUUAACACUACACUCGAGUUUUGGAGAUGUAGUGGUUCUUGUCGAGACGUUACAGUCGGACUCUGCAAUGUGUUCCUUCCGAGGACCUUGUAAUGCUGGCUGGCAACUUAACGCAACCCUCUUCUUUUAUCCGAGCUUGGGACUGACCAUGGCUGAUCGUCAUGGGCGGAGUUACAAAUUCAAAUUUAAAUAAAGUAAUUAAUAAAAAUUUAAUCAAUUUAAACCUUAAGAUAAACUUAAAACCUAAAA